UCGGCCUGACCCGGGAGUGAAUCCGCUGCUGACUGGCGGCGCCGGGGAAGCUGCAGACCCUGCCGCCGCAGCGGCCACGGGCCACCGCGACAGCGACUGCGAGGAUGAUCUCCCCGCGGGAACAAGGCGGGGAGGUGGCCCGAUUCUACACGGUCACCGAGCCCAAACGCCAUCCUCGGGGAUACACCCUUUAUAAGGUCACCGCGCGGAUAGUUUCACGAAGAAAUCCAGAGGAUGUCCAGGAGAUAGUCGUUUGGAAGAGAUACAGUGACUUUAAGAAAUUGCACAAAGAACUCUGGCAGAUUCAUAAACACUUAUUCAGGCAUACAGAAUUGUUUCCUCCUUUUGCUAAAGCAAUAGUAUUUGGGCGAUUUGAUGAAAGUGUGAUUGAAGAAAGAAGGCAAUGCGCAGAAGAUUUGCUGCAAUUUUCUGCCAAUAUCCCGGCACUCUAUAAUAGCAAGCAACUUGAGGAUUUCUUUAAGGAUGGAGAGGUGCACGAUGGGUCUGAAUUGAUUGGACCUGCAGAACCUCUGUGGGAUUCCUUGACUGACAGUGCGUCUGUCUGCAGUUCUGAAGCUCGCAAAGAUGUCAGUGGCAUUGAUGAUGUAGCACUUAGCCAGUCAGAAUGUGGAGGUUUCUCCAGUGACAGCGACCUGAUCUCUUUGACCGUUGAUGUGGACUCUCUUGCUGAAUUAGAUUAUGGAAUGGCAUCUAAUCAGAAUUCUCCAAGUAGAUCUUUUGCUCUCAGCUUUGCUGCUGAACCUUCAGCACAAGCCUCUGCUGCUUCAGAUCACGAGUGGAGCAAACCCGAUGGUGAGAGGGAGAGCCGUGGCCUCUUUACUGGGAGCUUAAAGGCCAAACUUGGCAGGCGAGACUACUUGGAGAAAGCUGGGGAGCUGAUCAAAUUGGCUUUGAAGAAGGAGGAAGAGGAAGAUUAUGAGGCAGCUUAUGGCUUUUAUAGGAAAGGGGUUGAUCUGCUUUUGGAAGGAGUUCAAGGAGAACCGAGUCCAACCCGUCGUGAAGCAGUGAAGAGAAAAACCUCAGAAUAUCUGAUGAGAGCAGAAAAAAUUUCCAGCCUUUAUUGUAGACCCUCAUCAGAAGAUGGAUCAGUUUGUGGGCCUCCAGGAUCACUAAGUUCAAGGCCCUCUUGGAACCUAAGGAGCCCUGCCGAGGAACUGAAGGCCUUUAGAGUUCUUGGGGUGAUUGACAAGGUAUUGCUAGUAAUGGACACUAGAACACAGCAGACAUUUAUACUGAAGGGUCUAAGGAAAAGUAGUGAGUACAGCAGGAAGAGAAAGACCAUAAUUCCCCGCUGUGUGCCCAACAUGGUGGCUCUGCACAAGUACAUCAUCUCGGAGGAAUCGGUAUUCCUUGUGCUACACCAUGCAGAAGGUGGCAAGCUCUGGUCUUACAUCAGUAAAUUCUUGAACAGAAGCCCCGAAGAAAGCUUUGAAGCUGCUAAAUCCAGACAAUCCAGCUCUACCAAAAUUCAUUUUCAUCAGGCAACUCCUAGUCCUCAAGACAAUAGUAGUAGUGUUGGCUCCAGAGAGAGCAGUGGAGGGAAUAUGCUGCAGGUUGUGCCUCUGAAGUCCAGUCUCACUCCAAGUUCUCAAGAUGGUAGUAGUAACCUGGAAGAUGGCCAAGAAAGUUCUCCCAAAUGGAUUGAUUCUGCGUCCAGUUCAGAUGAAGAAUGUACUACAAGUUAUCUAACGUUAUGCAAUGAAUAUGGUCAAGAAAAGGUUGAUCCUAGUUCUUUAAAUGAGGAGCCUAUGAAAGCAGAUGAGGAAGGAGGGUUUCAGGAAGAGGAAGUGGUUGCUAGUGGGAAUUUGGGAUCCCCAUCCACAUCUCAGGAAGUAAAGCUUUUUGCUGAUGAUGCUGAGCCAGAAAUAACCAGUCCUACUAGGAUAUCAGAAUCACUAAGUAAAUCCAAGAAUAGCCCCAUGGAAUUCUUCCGAAUUGACAGCAAAGACAGCACCAGUGAACUUCUGGGUCUUGACUGUGGAGAUAAACUUUACAGCUUAAAAUCAGAAUCUUUAAAACAGUUUUUCCCCAUGUCUAGUUGGGAUAGGAGUCUCGAUACCAUAGAGAACAAACUGGGUCCUACAUCUCAGGAUAACAUCAGCAGAGGUUCCAAUGACUCUGUACCAGUGAUCUCUUUUAAGGAUGUUGCAUUUGAUGAUGUAAGUAGCGUUGAUGAAGGAAGGCCUGACCUUUUGGUAAACUUGCCGGGCAUCACUGAGCAAAUGACGGAAGCAACAGCAGAUAGGCCAGUGAACCUUACCAAGCCACAUGGAGAUGUUUUGGAAAGUAAACUUUUGGAAACCCCUGAUGUCUUGCAGUUACAUAAUAGCACAGACCCAUGCAGAGCCCUUGAACAAAAGGUAAACUCUUUGGUGGCAGAAGGCCCAGAAGCGCAGUGCAGUGAUACUUGGGAAGUUAUCAGGGCAUUCCAGAUGUCUGAAAGUAACCCAGCUGGCUCUGGGGAUGGGGCACUUUUUGAAGGAGCAGCAUUUUCACCACUAGAGACAUGUAGGACCAGAGAAGGUUUGUUGAUUUCUAACAAGCUAGCUGGUUCUGAGGAGCAGAGCUUUGAUGUGGACAAGGAAGCUGUGCUGCUCUUUUCUGAUCAAACUGAAGACUUGAGCCACGUGGGAACAGCCCCUGCUUUGUUGAGCAGAACAGAAAGCAAAGAAUUGGGUGUGAGGGGCAGAGGCGAGAAUGAGAUCCACCAAAUUUUCCAGGACCUUGAUGAGAGAUUAGCACUAACCUCUCAGUUUUACCUCCCUGAAGGUUGUGUUCAGAGAUGGGCGGCUGAAAUGGUGAUAGCCCUCGAUGCUUUGCAUCAAGAAGGAAUUGUGUGCCGCGAUUUGAACCCAAACAACAUCUUAUUGAAUGAUCGAGGACACAUUCAACUAACGUAUUUUAGCAGGUGGAGUGAGGUUGAAGAUUCCUGUGACAACGAUGCCAUAGAGAAAAUGUACUGUGCCCCAGAAGUUGGCGCUGUCUUUGAAGAAACAGAAGCCUGUGAUUGGUGGAGUCUGGGUGCUCUUCUCUUUGAACUCCUUACAGGGAAGACUCUGGUGGAGUGCCAUCCAGCAGGAAUCAAUACUCACACCACCUUGAACCUGCCAGAUCACAUAUCAGAAGAGGCAAAAUCACUCCUUCAGCAGCUUUUGCAGUUCAAUGCAGUGGAGCGCCUUGGCGCUGGAGUCGCUGGAGUUGAAGACAUCAAAUCUCAUCCCUUUUUUGUCUCUCUUGAUUGGUCAGAGCUAAUAAAGUGAGUGGUCUCAGCAAGUCAUCUGUCCACGUUUGGGCCUUUUGACAGACACUGUUCCUGACUUGUCAACAUUUUAAACAGUGACCGAGGCCUCAGGCCAUGAUUCAUAAAGAUGAAAACUGGAAAGACAAUGUUGAAAGAAAACAAUUUUAAUCAGAACUGAUGACUAGACACUAGUCGACUUUCUGUGGCAAGAGGCUCCUAUGUGUAAACUAAGGUGUCAUUCAGACUGAACUCUGUGGGGUAGUGAAUUUAUUACUUGUUAGGCCUGACUAGACAUAAUGGUGAUCACAGAGUUACCAGUGAAAAUUGCAAUCUAGUGUCAAAUGCCCAUCAUCACUCAAGUGAAUGCAUGGCAACCCAUAAUGGUGUCAUAUAUUUCCUCACACUCAUGUUCCAUAUUACUGGCAGCCAUUUGGGGUGAGGGAAUGUACUGCCAAAUGGAAUGCAACAUGACUUUUUGGUGGCAAACAUCUCCUUGUAUCUCUGAGCUGGGAAAUUAUGUAAACAGCUAUGCUCUUUUUUUUUCUUCAAGUGGUAAUAGAAGUAUAGAACUCUAGUUGUACAUACCAAUUCCUACCAUACAUGCCAGCUGAAAAUAGCCCCUUGUUAUAGUUGGAGAAUACAUGUCUUUCCUAUGCUAUACAAAGCUAAAUGGGGGAGGGGCAGGGAAUGGGGAGAAAAAUAACUUAUUAAUAACAUAUGCUAUGGUGCUUUUGUGAAACUUGACAUGUAAUACAUAUAUUUCUUUGUGGAAAAAAAGGAAGGCUUUCUUAUAAUAUUGUGUCAUGUGGACUUUGAAAUGGCUGCAUGUCAUCUAUCAAAAGAUGGAAGAGAGCAUCCAGAUACUGUUAUCUUGCCCUUGUUGGUUACCAGCGUCUGUUUUGAAGCACUAACUGAAGUGAAUUAUGUUUGUCACUACAAGGAAAGAAGUCUCUUCCCUCAACCACUUAAUAACUGCUUUAUAAAUUUAAUAUGGACCAAGUAAAUAGAAUGCUAAGUAAAUGUAUGGAUAUAAAUAAUGCUAUAUAUUUUUUUAAAUAAAUAAGUUGCCACAA
Molecule: messenger RNA, 4335 nt
Organism: Heteronotia binoei (common prickly gecko)
Lineage: Eukaryota; Metazoa; Chordata; Lepidosauria; Squamata; Gekkonidae
Gene: RPS6KC1
Product: ribosomal protein S6 kinase C1
Exons: 16
Coding region: 105-3281 (1058 amino acids)
Biological process (GO): protein phosphorylation
Cellular component (GO): early endosome
Molecular function (GO): protein kinase activity; ATP binding; phosphatidylinositol binding
Source: RefSeq, a predicted model, not a curated record